CCCGGCCCUCCGUCUGACAAAGUUGCUCACACUUAAGUUGGGUUUCAAAUGUCUCCAGUCUCAUUCUUAGUCUUGUCUUUAUGGUCUAAAUUGUACAAACCAUCUCCAGGUUUAUCAGGCGGACUGUAUCCCUCCUUGUGUGUCUCAGAAGUGGUAGAAGAAUCUUUGCAGUCAUCCCUUCACGGUAGCAAGCAAAGUGCCUUCAAGAAACAGGACCUAGCCACGGCCGUGCACUCGUCAGCGCUGAACUCCGAGAAAGUCAGCCGUCGAUCAAGAGGCGGUGAGCUGGGGCCAGUCUCACAGAUCCGCACCCGCUAGCGCCUGCUGGAAGAUCGAGGUGCUGAGUCGGCAGUGUGGGCAAAGCAGACAGACAUGGAGGAGGCUGAGUUCAGCGGAGUCGCGGAGGAGCGGGAAGGAGCACGUGCAGAAGUGGACCGUUCCGAAAGGCCCAGCGUUCCCCUCGACAACCUAAAGAUGAUCUUUGAGAAGGGUGAGGUGGACCAGGUGUCAAGACAGCAGUCAAGCAGAGGAAACUGUGCUAAUCCAGCCAGCAUGGAGCAGGUUCUGGGCGAUGGGAGUCUCGCGGAAUCAACCCCUCUCCGAGACAGGAUGGCCCUCUACCAGGCCGCCAUCUCCAAACAGGAUGCCACCCCGACUGAUCUGCAAGAACCGUUUGGUGGCAAACAGAAGGAGAAUGUCCCACCCUUCUUCCUGGAUAUGAGUCCAGAGCCCGAGCAAGCAAGAAAGAGUUUUACUGCUGAGAGCAAUGGAAACCGGAGUGUCCGGAGAAAACCCACGCAGGCACGGAGAGAACAUGGAAACUCCACACAGGCGGGGCUGGGAUUGAACCCGGGUCCUCAGAACUGUCCUGGUGCCAGCAAUGCCGUAUCCUGUUCCCCGGCAAAAACUCCCAGGAAUUUCCGGCCACCUGUGCGGGAGGCGUGCGUGUCCUGUCAGAAGACCGUGUACCCUCUGGAAAGGCUGGUGGCCAAUCAGCAAGUUUUCCACAGCGCUUGCUUCCGCUGCUGCCACUGCAACACCAAACUCAGUUUGGUCAACUACGCCUCCCUGCACAACAACGUAUACUGCAAGCCGCACUUCUGCCAGCUCUUCAAGGCCAAGGGCAACUACGAUGAAGGCUUCGGUCACCGGCCCCACAAGGAGCUGUGGGAGAGUAAAGCCGAGGCUGGUGAGACCACGAUGACGCCAGCGACUUCGCCGCAGACCGGUACUCAUGCAGAAAGUUCGGAGCUGGCGAGCCCCAGUGUGGAGGAUUCCCCACUCGCCAAGGUCAACGUCCUGACCGCCACCAUGGAGGCUCUAGGACAAGGAUCCCCGGAGAAGAGCGAGAAGCCAGCUGAAGCACGCAGGCUGAAAAUCUCCUGGCCGCCACAACCGGAAGGCGGCGCCCGCAGCAGUAGAGACGCGGUACCCGCUGAGGGGGCCAGCAAGCCCAUCCGAGCAAAGUGGCCCCCGGAGGACGGCUCCACCUCUUACUCCACAUCACCCAAACAAGCCAUAGGAGCUUCCUGUCAGCGGAGGAUCUCCUCCUCAAAGGAGCUCCGCAUACCCCUCACGCCGACAGGCCAGGCCGCAGCCGAGCCUUAUGAGGCGUCCCCUAGCGGGGGGCCGCAGCCUGAUGGACUGUUGUCAGAUGACUGGGCACCCACAGAGGACGGCCAUGUGGAUGUAAACGGCAGCUUUGGAGAGGAGAGCGAAGAUGUGUCUGAGAAGGAAGGUGAAGACGUGUUGGAGAAGGCCAGCCAAAAUGCAGAGAAGGGAGAAGACGUGCCCACGCGUCAGCUCACCCGUGAGGUCAGCGCAGGGGGUCGCGCUCACCAGGAGGAGCAGACGGAGAACCACGAAGAUGCAAAAGCCGACAAGUCAUCUCUGGAGGAAGAGGCGGAAGCCGGCUGCUCACCACAGGGUGCGGGUUUCCGGGAGGGCGAGAAGGCUGAGGAUAUGGCGGAGCUGGAGACGCUGAGCGUGGAGGAAAUGAUCAAGCGAAAUCGCUAUUACGACGAAGAGGAGGAUGACGAUUGCUAAAGUCACUUCCUCAUUCCCUUGCCGCACUGCUGCAGUCUUUAGUCUUGAACUGUGCCUCCACCUCUUGCAUUCAAAGCCAUUCCAACUACUUUUUCCCCUCUUUAUAUUUUUAAUGUUCCAACUUUGUCCCAAUUACAGAAUGUAUGUAUACCUGAAUGCCCAAAGAUUAUAUUACAGAGGUAUUUUACACUACGUUUUGUCAUUUGAAUGUGUGUUCCAAUUGCAGCUAGCUGCUUCUUACCAUUACCACUAUUACUCUUCUGUAUGUCCAUUUUCACAAAAGGAUUAUUCAAAAUUGAAUAUUCUGAUUUUUAUCUGCUGUUUUUAAGGCCAUGACUUGCUAUUUAAAUAAAUUCUG
Molecule: messenger RNA, 2404 nt
Organism: Syngnathoides biaculeatus (alligator pipefish)
Lineage: Eukaryota; Metazoa; Chordata; Actinopteri; Syngnathiformes; Syngnathidae
Gene: lima1a
Product: LIM domain and actin binding 1a
Exons: 10
Coding region: 373-2046 (557 amino acids)
Biological process (GO): actin filament bundle assembly
Cellular component (GO): actin cytoskeleton; plasma membrane
Molecular function (GO): actin filament binding
Source: RefSeq, a predicted model, not a curated record